This is a messenger RNA of Ostrinia nubilalis (European corn borer), 477 nucleotides long. RefSeq lists its product as uncharacterized. The transcript is spliced from 4 exons. Lineage: Eukaryota; Metazoa; Arthropoda; Insecta; Lepidoptera; Crambidae. Gene Ontology annotation, molecular function: peptidase inhibitor activity. The record is from RefSeq and is a predicted model, not a curated record. The coding region runs from base 1 to 477 and encodes 158 amino acids. Gene Ontology annotation, cellular component: extracellular region.
AUGGAAUGGCGCGCCGCGCCGAGCGACCAGUCUUUGGACCAGUCUUUGUCGGAUGUCUCGCCGAGCCACACGUCUCGCGGCCAGCCGAACCAUAUACGCGCGCGAGUGACAACCGAAGUGCUACAAGUGUUCAAAAGUGACGCGAAACGGCGAAAGUGUGUUGUUACCAUAUCCAGGAUUAACAGAGCAAAUCUGGAGCGCAACAACUUCAUCAGGAGACGUCGCGUGUGUGAUGCAGCGAUGGCGGUGAAGGCGGCGCUGCUCUGCGCUGCGUUCUUCUUACAAUAUGCUUCAGCCGAGUUGAGAGGGCGAUGCCCGGCAGAGAGCGUGUCAUGCCCGGCGCGAGCGACGCCGUGCGGCUCCGACGACGAGUGCGGCGAGCAGAUCUGCUGCAGCACCAGCUGUGGACGCGCCUGUGUCGACCCGCUGUACACUGGUCAGUUCAGCAAUAAACAGAACCUUCCCUACCCAUUCUAA